This is a messenger RNA of Peniophora sp. CBMAI 1063, 237 nucleotides long. Lineage: Eukaryota; Fungi; Basidiomycota; Agaricomycetes; Russulales; Peniophoraceae. The record is from the annotation of a GenBank genome assembly.
AUGGCCACCAGCCCACACAGCGCCCGCAUGGCAGCAGCAGUCGUCGCCUCGAUCGGCGUAGCAGGUGCAGGAUUGUACGGUACGGGAAAGUCGGCAAAGUCGGAGACGAAGAACCAGACGGCACAUGGGGGACCCGAGGAAUCUGAUCCUAAUGCGAUGACCUCGGGUCAGGUUGUCAGCGCGCUUCACCAGAAACCGAUGAUUCCAGGGAAGACGGCGACGCAGGACAAAGAAUAG